Messenger RNA from Schistosoma turkestanicum, 2224 nucleotides. NCBI's taxonomy places the organism in Eukaryota, Metazoa, Platyhelminthes, Trematoda, Strigeidida, Schistosomatidae. The record is from the annotation of a GenBank genome assembly.
GUUCGUGCAUGAAAUUCCUGGAUUUAUUUGUUAGACUACUUGUAUUAUUAUGCACAAUCGUCCACAUCGUUAUGAUAUUGGGCAAAAACUGUUGUGUUUCGAACCUGACAGUUCUAAGGCUAAGCUAAUUUAUUUUGCGAAGAUAUUAAAACACAUUUCUCGUAAAGAUACAAAUAUUCCUCACUAUGGGGUUCAUUUUCAUGGUUGGAAAUGUAAGUGGGACCGUGAAGUCCCAGAGGAUUUGCUUCUUGAAAACAAUGAAUUCAAUAGAAUAUUAAAAAGAAAAAUUGACGAAGUUGCCCAGAAUGUAACUGCACUGUUUUAUUAAUACUCUUAUUAAGGUGCGUGGAAGAUAUCAACGUAAACAACGCAUCGAUAUGAUUCUGGAGGGUGCAGCGUUAAGUAAUGAUGAUAUUGAUUGGGAUACAGUUCCCGGCGUUUGGAAAGGAUCCAAAUCAAACAGAUCUUAUCAUAGUUCUGUCUCAAGCGAUAAGAACAAGGGGAAAACAUCGAUCAGUUCAACAUCGUUUGGUGAUAAUACCUCCUACUUAGAUGUAGUUCUUGCAUCGAUACUGGAUAAAGAGGAAAUAACACAAUUACAGUUUGAACAGCUUCAGAUACAUAAACCUUAUAUGGUUUCUUUAGAUCUUCCCCGAAACCUUCGAGCUAUACUGAAAUGUCAUACCGAUGCUAGUGAUUUGGGGAUAGAUGUGUCCAAGACAUUUCCCUAUUGGUGUUCUGUUCUGCAAGUGCUCCAAAAAUAUGUUGAUGGAUUCCCAUAUAGCGAAUUAAAUAUUAAUGCUCUGCUUGGGGGUAACAGUUCUUCAAGUGGGAUUGUUUCAGAUCGUGUUUCACGAAUAAUGAAUCCUUUAUUCUCACAGACUGAUCGAAACCGAUUAAUUUGUGCAGAAGUUUGUUCUAGUCUACGCAUAUUGUUUGAUUUCGCUGUAAGAAGUUAUCUACUACUUCCUAAUGAAAAAUUACGUUUACCAAAUGAUUUCAAUGGUCAUCUGUUUGAAGAUGGUCGAGCAUUCGAUUUGGAUUGUCAUCUUGGACCAAAUGAUAUUCAUUCGGUUUAUCGAUUCUCUUCACCUCGAUAUGAAUUACUUCCGAAUUCGGAAGUGUUAAAAAAUCCUCAAUUACCUUGUUUAAAUUAUCCUCCUUACUACCUUUUAAGAUUGUUUACUAUUCUUCCCACAUUAUUGGAUGGUAUGCAGUUAACAUCUUGUAGACGUGCUAUAAUCCACCGACAUUUGUAUAUGUUUAUUCAUUAUCUUGAUCAUACUUCCAAUUUUUGGUUCAGUAAAUACUGGCCACAUGAGAAGGAUAUAGCUUCAGCGUCAAGUAAAUUAAAGCAAUCAUCUGUUAAUACUACAAUAUCUGAAUCUUCCAGUGAUACAGAACCGUUAACAAUUAUAUCUCAUGAUAAAACAUUACGGCGUACAACACGAAAUACUUCCAAAUAUCAAUUAAAUAUGAAAUCUGAUUUGUCAGAAUUAUCUUCAUCAAUAAAUAAAUCAUCCUAUUCAUCAAAUGUAUCACCUACAGUAACAUCAAAUUCCCAAUCAAUAAUUAGUGUUGAUCUAAAAGAUAUGAAGAAAGAUUCUAACAUGAAUGUAUCAUUGACAAGCACUAUCACAACAACACCUUCAGUAAUCAUGACUUCAACCUCUCCUUCAACAGUAAUAACCGAAACAAAAUCAAAACAUAACUCUGUUGAUUCUCCAUCGUCAAAUGUAAUGUCUCAGUCACAAGUUAAACAAACUCCUCGAUCUGUUUCAUUAAUUAAUGAAAAUAGAAUGAGUGGAAAAUUGAAAAUUGACUAUCACACCACAACAACAGCAAAUACAAUAACUAGUAAUACUGUUAACACUACACAAAGUAGUCUUGACCAAACUGUUCGUAUGACGCGGUCCAUUGCUAUGCGCCUAAACAAAAUGAAUUCUGGUCCUAAUUUACGUUCUCAUUCAUUAAGAGGGAAAUAAUGAAUACAAAUAACAAUAAUAAUAUUCUCCUUUUUGUGUGUUUCAAUGUGUAUACUGCUGAAAUGAAUAUUCUUAUUCUUUUUCCUUUAUUCAAUAUACUUCUUGUAAUAUCCUUCUUCUAGAUAUUUUCUCUGUCAUUAAUAAAAUAACUGUUUAUCAGUUUGAUUGUUAUAAAGAUUUUAGGAAUUCUUCUGUCAGGCACUUGUUUAAAUGUUUUGUAAAUAAAUUCCUGUAAGCAA